CCAAACUUAACCAUCACUUUAAUCCUACACCUCGUUUUUUUAUGAAGAUUUGUUGGAUCAAUAAAUAAAGAGGAAAAGAGGAGAAUGAGAUCCAAUAAUUUCACACAAACAGAAUAAUCCAUAUUAGUUUUAAUACCUUUCAAGGAUGUGUUUGUGUUUACUUCACUUGAAUGCCAGAUGGAUUUUCAAAUUAAAGCACACAUUUUUUACAUUGAUUGUGCUCUAUAGUUCCCCCUUGUGGUUAAAAUUAACCUCACUAUAUUUGCCUCAGCACUGCAUUUACAAAGUUUUAACUAGGAAACACUUAAAUAACGAAAACUUUACGUCAGUAACUUUACUGCAUGCAACAUCCUUACGUGAACUGAAUAUGUUUCGGUGUAGUAAUAUCUGCAGCUGGUAGAUACUGUACAUGUGGUGGAGUUAAAAAGUUUCAUUUAUUUAGUGAGGCAGAAGUUUAAAGUGGUAUAAAGUAGAAAUAUUCGAGUAAAGUAAAAGUACUUUAAAACUGUAUUGUAGUGCUUAGUAACUUUUCACCACUGCUGCACUGAGCAUCACAGCAGUCCCCAGUCAGAGUUUGUCACCUUUAACCUGGUUCACAUUUUCUAGUCCAUGCUUCCUGAUUCACUGUCACCCACCCACAUCGCCAUCUGUUGGACAAACAUAUUAGGUCAGAAAGGUAAGAUCAGUCCACAUAUCUAUGUAUCACUUACAGUAAUGUCAAACAUGUCUCUAAAUCCACUUUUUGGCCACUCACCCAUGUCUGCAGACAAUAUUUAAAGAAAGGUGUCAUUUCCCCAAUCUUAAGUCAUGAAGAAAGAGCAGAAGAGGAAAUGAUUUGCAUCAACAUGGAAAGACCCAUUUUCAUGAAUGUUCACCUUUUUCCUUUCCUGUUUUGACUACAGUUAACACUGGGUUGUGAUAAUGGCUUUAUGGUUAAUAUUUUUAAUAAUAAAAACAAUUAAUUAAAAAUUAAAAAAAUAAUUAAUUGCUCAUCAAACUGAUGUUUUGCAAAAAUCUUUCUAUCUCCUCCGAGAUAUUUCUGCUUUAUUGAGACAGAAACAAAGGUUAGAAUGAGACAAUGGACAGUGGAUAUGUAUGAAAUCAUGUUUGUCUUCUGAAUGACAACCAAACCACCAGUGGGCUAUGAAGCUAAAUGAUGUCCACUUUGUCCGGAUUUAUUUAAUCAUUUGGUUUAACACAUUGGCAGGCAUACAAACAGUCAUGUCUUUCAAACAGUCAUGUCAACAGCCACCUGGUGCAGUAAAGAGAUGAUAAUAAUAAUUAUUAUUAAGAUAAUAAUAAGAUGUGUGGUGACCUGACAUUUAACUGGCAUUGCUCCAUCAGGAUGUGACUUUCAAAAAAUGAGUUUUACAACAUACUGCAAAAAAGAAGAACCACAGGUCACAGCUGGUUUCCCUGUCCCUCAAACCACACAACACUGUGGCCGACAUGUUUCUGCUUUUGAGUUAAUACGAACGAAUACUGUCUAAGAUAAAAAGCGAGGUAAUGGAAGAAGAACUGAAUUACGUGAUGGUAACUUUCAGAUCUAAGGAGCAGCCAAACAACUUGGAAGUAAUCUAUGAUGAGGUGAGGACUGAGAACCAGGCAUUGGAUACACAGCCUGUCAUACAAGAAAAUAAAAAGAAAGCUCCACUGUGUACCCUGUUUCAUCUGGUGGCAGCAGGUUUGGGGAUUAUUUGUGCCAUCUUGGUGUCAGUCGUCAUCGCCCUCAGUAUCCAGUUGAAAACAGUCACAUCAGAGUGGGAGAGACAAAACACUGGUUUGACAGCACAGAAUCUGCAGCUGCAGAAGGAGAGAACAGACUUAGAGAAACAGACAGAGGAACUGACCAGAGAGAGAGACAGACUCAACUGGACCAUCACAGCCAUCCUGGGAUAUGACAACUUUCCAGUGAAUACCCACUGCCCAAAGAAAGGUGAAGAAAAAAAUGUAUGUAAACCUUGUCUGGACAACUGGAUACUUUUUCAAUCAAACUGUUACCUGUUUAUGAAUGAUAAGUACAAUUGGAAGACAUGGAAGAAAAGUCGUGAGGUCUGCAGACAACAGAAUUCAGAUCUGGUGGUGAUCGAAAGCCAGGAGGAACAGGAAUUCGUCAGUAACCAUACUGAGGACUAUAAUGAUGCAAACCAUGGCUAUUGGAUUGGCUUGAACAACAACAAUGUGAAGGAAACGUGGAUGUGGGUAGAUGGAAGCAACAUCACUGUGACGUACUGGAAACCACAACAAUAUAGCUACAUCAUGACUUGUGUUCUAAGUCUAGGACGUGCAGAUCCUCUGGCCAGCUGGCACAAAUCGAGCUGUGAGAUGAAGAACCGCUGGAUCUGUGAAACAAGAGCCUUGAUCAAACCAGACUAAGAAUCAGGCUCAUUAUCAAAUAAGCUUAUUUAACAUUUAAUAAAUAAAAUUAUCUGUCUGCUUGUUUGUUUGUUUGUCUGUCCAUCUGUUUGUUUGUUUUUUACAUAGUGUUCUUCCUGAUAUUUAAAAUUAAAGAUAUUAACACAUUUUCUUACGUCA
Molecule: messenger RNA, 2535 nt
Organism: Lates calcarifer (barramundi perch)
Lineage: Eukaryota; Metazoa; Chordata; Actinopteri; Centropomidae
Product: natural killer cells antigen CD94
Exons: 7
Coding region: 1507-2376 (289 amino acids)
Source: RefSeq, a predicted model, not a curated record